GCCGUUGUCAUUUCUUUUCUCCGGAGUGCAAUCGCUGCGACCCUCAGUGAGGCGAUUUUUUUCCCCCCGCGCUCUCUCUCCCUCUCUCUCCAAGAUGUGGGAGGCACUCGUGAGGUCUAUUCUCAUGCUUGGCCUAUAUUGGACAUGCGUGUCAGCCAACCAGUGUGCUCUCGGGUGGCGCGGGUACGGCACCAGCUGCUACAAGACGAUGGCAGUCCCCAACGGUUGGCUGGGUGCCUGGCACCACUGCGUCUCUGAGGGCGGCAACCUGGUCUCGAUCACCUCCUUGGCCGAGGAAAAGUUUGUGAAGACGACCAUGGCCAAGUACAACCACUUCUGGCUGGGACUCUCCAACCAGAAAUGCGACGACUCCUGGUGUCGCUUUGAAGGCGGGAGCCAGACGCUGGCCUGGUCUGAUGGCGAGACAAUAAAGCACACCAACUGGGCCUCAAAUCAACUCGAAAGGUAA
This is a messenger RNA of Syngnathus typhle (broad-nosed pipefish), 469 nucleotides long. Its product is annotated as ladderlectin-like. The transcript is spliced from 3 exons. NCBI's taxonomy places the organism in Eukaryota, Metazoa, Chordata, Actinopteri, Syngnathiformes, Syngnathidae. The coding region runs from base 95 to 469 and encodes 124 amino acids. The record is from RefSeq and is a predicted model, not a curated record.